Messenger RNA from Aphanomyces astaci, 1103 nucleotides. RefSeq lists its product as hypothetical. Lineage: Eukaryota; Oomycota; Saprolegniomycetes; Saprolegniales; Verrucalvaceae. The record is from RefSeq and is a predicted model, not a curated record. The transcript is spliced from 5 exons. The coding region runs from base 45 to 1022 and encodes 325 amino acids.
CGGAUAUAGAUGUGCCACAGACAAAAGUGUGAGCGGCGGAUUUGAUGUCGUCGCCGCGGGUCGCUCGAACGGUGUACCGGGAGCUGCUUCGACAUGCGAAGCUUAUGGACAAGCACGCUGCCGUCAAAGCGCUGAUUUCUCCAACGGAAGUGUCGUCCAACGCUCGGUGUCAAGAUGCAGUAUCGGCGUUGCUGCGUCAGAAGAUGUACUACUUGCCAUAUGCAUCGGCUGCAGACGUAGUUCGCAAUGCCUUUCGGUCGCCGUCGUCGGCAGGAGACCUCGGGGCUGCGUUCAUGGCCAUGCGAUUCACAAGCGAGAAGUUGCAUGUUUCCCGGCAAUACGGUCUUCUCAACGAGCCCCCUUUCCCUCCCACACGAACUUACGACCUCUUGAGCACAUCCCCACGUGCUACAUCCCCGUCGUCUUCCUCCGUCGCAAUCACCACGCAGAUUCGCAGCGGGGUGUUCUUGAUCGCCCAUCCCAUGCUGUUUCGGCCAUUCGAGCAAUCGGUGGUGCUGAUCACGAGCCACGGUGAAACCGGCACCACGGGCUUUGUGGUGAACAUACAUUCAGACAAGAAGCACACGCUGUGGCCCAACUACCGACUGGACGCGCAAGUCCAGCCGCUGUUCGGGUCACAUCCCGUACUCUACGGAGGGCCCGUCGGCGGCGGGUCCGUGCAGUUUUUGCAUUCCCAGCCCAACAUUGGCGGCAUCGCCGUCGACGCGGCGUGCCCAGAUGAUUCGAGUCCGCUUUUCGUCGGCGGCAACCUCUUGGACUUUGCCAAGCUGCCGCACUCGAAAGAAGUGGUGUUCUUCAACGGAUAUGCCGGGUGGACUCCGCACAUGCUCGAGAAGGAACUGGACAUGGGAUCGUGGAUCAUGGUCACGGCGCCCCUCUCGUUUGCGAUUCACCCCCCCACGCCCAACCUGUGGCGGCAUCUGCUCAAGCAGCUCGGACACGAGUACGACCAAUUUGCGCGCAUCCCGCCCAACGUCGACUUUACAGUGCACGUGUCGUAAGUCAUUUAUCACAUGCUUUAAUAGGCGUCUGGUAAUAACAUUUCAAGAAUAAUGUAAGAAUAUUACCACAUUCUGGCCAAA